Molecule: messenger RNA, 840 nt
Organism: Aspergillus nomiae NRRL 13137
Lineage: Eukaryota; Fungi; Ascomycota; Eurotiomycetes; Eurotiales; Aspergillaceae
Product: sulfotransferase family protein
Exons: 4
Coding region: 1-840 (279 amino acids)
Source: RefSeq, a predicted model, not a curated record
AUGGAAAAUAUCCCUUUUCCCACCGUGCCCUAUCCACGGAUGGAGCCUCCGGCCCACCGUGAGAAGAAAAUGAAAGUCCUGGCGUUAGGCAUGUCCCGCACUGGGACCAUGUCUCUUUAUGUCGCCUUAAAGGAACUAGGAUACACCUGCUACCAUAUGGCCGAAUGUAACCUCGACCAGCAGAAUGAUUCAUUGCGUCUUUGGAAUCGCGCCAUAGAUGCGAAGUUCAAUGGGAACGGUCACAAAUUCGCAGGUGCCGACUUUGACCAGAUGCUUUGGCGUUACGAUGCUAUUACUGAUAUUCCCUGCAUUCUCUUUGUUGAGGAGCUGAUGGAUGCCUAUCCCGACGCACGCAUAGUGCUGACCACCCGCCCCGUUGAGCCCUGGUUGGCCUCCAUGCAGCGCACCUUCUACGCCAUUCUGGGCUGGAAGCGGUGGAGCCUGUUGGAGUUCAUUGAUCCUACUUACAUUGGCCUUUACAUCCCACUUCUACGAUCUGCACUGUCCGUGUGGACUGGAGGAACGUGGCAAGACAGUAGUCGUCUACAACAUGGCUUCGCUGCCCAUUAUGACCUUGUACGUACCGCCGCACAGAAGCGAGGGCGCGAGGUGCUGGAAUUUAAGGUCCAAGAUGGUUGGGAGCCCCUCUGCCAGUUUCUCAGAAAGGAAAAGGAGAAACCGAACCAUCCUUCCCCCCAUGUUAAUGAAGGGGAUUUCAUUACAAAGUUCCAUUAUAUCAUUUUUUGGAUGCGGCUGGUUGGGGUGCUCAAGCCAUGGCUGACAUGGAUCGUCUUCCCUGUAGCUGCCGUGACCGCGAGCUGGUGGUGGUACCGCUCUUAA